GUUGUCAAAAAUUUCUCAAUCGAUUGGAUCUCAAAAGUUCAUCGUGUGUUUUUUUCCGUCGAAAUCUUUUAAUAAAAUAUUGAUUUUUUACAAUGAAUAUUCGUUAGUUUGAACGAAUUCACUGUAUUCUCACUGAAUUAGUGUUCAUAAAUUCCGUGCGUUGCCAUUUUCAAUGUAAUUUCUGCACAAUUCUUGAUUAAGCAUCCGGCCUUCCCAACAAUAACAAAACGAUUGAAUGAAUUAAUUUAUCGAAAAAACAUUUGAAUAACAAGAGAAGGACAAGCAAUAUUAUGAAUUUAAUAUUUGCGCGAUGUGCCCUGUAGAAAACCGUUGUCAUCCCACGCUAAAGCAAUGCGAUUAAUCAAUAACUUAUUGAAGUGCUGAAAUAAACGAAACCCUUGCUUAACGAAGCCCUUACUUUUGGAUAUCGGAAGUGAAAUUUUACCGGAAAAACACAAUCUCGUCGGAAUCGCAUUGCUCCCAAACGGACAGAUGAGCUGCAAUCGACACAUUUUAUUCUAAUUGCGACAAUACAAACAAUCAAACAUGAAUCCCGAAGUGAAUGGCAACAAUACAAAUAAAGUGAACAUGAAAUCGCCAUUAAAAUCGGACUCCACGACAUGGUCGAACAAACGACAUGGCGAUCACCUUUCCGGAUCGCCACCGAAAAAGAAAAUAAAAAAUGGCGCUCCGACACCACAGCCAAAAAAUAGUGUUGCAAUGCUCAACGAACUACGGCAAGGACUGAUAUACACAUUGGAAGGACAGUCCGGACCCGUACAUGCGCCUAUUUUCACUAUGUCUGUUGAGGUUGACGGACAGAAGUAUAAUGGACAAGGGCGCAGCAAGAAAAUUGCUCGCAUACAAGCAGCUCAGACAGCACUGCGAAGUUUUAUUCAAUUCAAAGACGGGGCAAUAUUGUCACCAUCGAAACCAUCGAACAAUGUCGACUUUACGAGUGACGAACAUUUGGAGAACGGUAUAAUAAUAAAAAAAGAAGCAUUAUUAGAUUCAAAAAUCAACAAAAGCAUGAUAAACAAGGAUGGCCAAAAGCAAAUACCCGAAAAAGGCCCGGUAAUGUUGUUGUACGAAUUAUUCAACAACGUCAACAUCGAAUGCGCUUCCACGGAUGGUGCACAACAUUCACGCUUCAAAAUGAUCGCGACCGUUAAUGAUAAGAAAUUUGAGGGAACAGGUCCUUCCAAAAAGCUUGCGAAAAAUGCUGCUGCCAAGGCUGCGCUGGCUACAUUGUGCGAUAUAUCGUACAGUCCGAUGCAAUCACUUCCAACAAGUGAUACCAUUGCCAGUUCGGAUAAAAAAGAAUCCUACGAAUUGCCGCAAACAUUUGCCGACGCAAUUGGAAAAAUGGUUCUUGAUAAGUUCGCUGCCGUAACGGUCGGUAUAGAAAACUACAACAGACGGAAAGUGCUCGCCGGCAUCGUAAUGAUCGAAAAUUGUGAUAUUAACACUGCGAAAGUAAUAUCCGUCUCAACUGGGACAAAAUGCGUCAACGGUGAGCACCUCAGUUGCUAUGGUGCGGUUUUGAAUGAUUCUCACGCUGAAAUAGUGUCACGUCGUUGUUUGAUGGAUUACUUUUAUGCACAACUAGAUUUACACACAAAUACUGCUACAGCCAACGAAUCGAUCUUUGUGGCACCUGGACCGAAUGAGACGUCAUACAAACUGAAAAAUGGAAUUCGAUUCCAUUUGUAUAUCAAUACGGCCCCUUGCGGUGAUGCUAGGAUCUUCAGUCCACAUGAAGAUGACAUGGCAGUCGAUAAACAUCCCAACAGGAAGGCACGCGGUCAACUACGAACGAAAAUAGAGUCCGGUGAAGGAACAAUACCCGUCAAAAGUAGUGAUGGAAUACAAACAUGGGAUGGUGUUAUGCAGGGUCAGAGACUGCUCACGAUGUCUUGCUCAGAUAAAAUCGCCCGAUGGAACGUUGUUGGACUUCAAGGCGCAUUGUUAGCGUCAAUUAUACAACCAGUAUAUUUACACUCAAUUGUUUUAGGCAGCUUAUUACAUCCCGCUCAUAUGUAUAGAGCUGUUUGCGGUCGAAUCGAAACAACUAUUCAAGGUCUUCCGCCACCUUACUACUUAAAUAAACCAAAAUUUGCAUUGGUUACAUCUGCUGAGACACGCAAUCAAAUAAAGGCCCCGAACUUCGCCAUUAACUGGACCAUCGGUCAAAAAACUGUAGAGGUUGUGAACUCAUUGACCGGGAAGACGAUAAACGGAAAGGUUUCUCGCAUAACGAAACAAGCUUUUUUCACCAAAUAUUCAGAUUUAAUCAAGCGUCUGCCAAACGUACAGAAUCGCGUAGUUCGAGGGGACUACGGUGAGACAAAGAUGUCUGUACGUGACUAUCAAAUUGCCAAAGCCGAACUGGUAUCAGCCUUCAAACGCGAAGAUCUGGGCAAUUGGCUGAAGAAACCAAUGGAGCAAGACCAGUUUAUGGUUCCGGAAUGACUAUUUCCCGAUCAAUUACCGAAACAGCAGCAGCAAUUCGAUCGGAUUUCGAGUACGCAACAUCAUUUGACGAAUACAAAUAAUUUUGGCUUUGAUAUUUCUGUAGAAUAGAGAUUAGUCCUUGGGUUGAUUUUCAGUAAAAAAUAUGUCACAGAAUUUACGAUGAGACCAAUUGUUUGCCAAUCCCGUUCACGAUAUGUGUUCGUUUAAGUAUUUUUUUUUAAAUUAAUUUUUAUUCCGUUUCGAUUAUCAUUUAU
Bradysia coprophila is the source of this 2729-nucleotide messenger RNA. It is a transcript of the gene Adar, whose product is annotated as Adenosine deaminase acting on RNA. The record is from RefSeq and is a predicted model, not a curated record. Gene Ontology annotation, molecular function: double-stranded RNA binding; adenosine deaminase activity; tRNA-specific adenosine deaminase activity. Gene Ontology annotation, biological process: RNA processing; adenosine to inosine editing. Gene Ontology annotation, cellular component: cytoplasm; nucleolus. NCBI's taxonomy places the organism in Eukaryota, Metazoa, Arthropoda, Insecta, Diptera, Sciaridae.